Molecule: messenger RNA, 333 nt
Organism: Brassica napus (rape)
Lineage: Eukaryota; Viridiplantae; Streptophyta; Magnoliopsida; Brassicales; Brassicaceae
Product: secreted RxLR effector protein 78-like
Exons: 1
Coding region: 1-333 (110 amino acids)
Source: RefSeq, a predicted model, not a curated record
AUGUUGCUUGCUACUGAGAUUGUGAAAGAUUAUCACAAGAAAAACAUAUCAUCUAGAUGUGCUAUCAAGAUCGAUAUUUCUAAAGCAUUUGACUCUGUUCAGUGCCCUUUCCUUCUUAACAUCCUCAGCGCAAUGAACUUCCCCCAGCAGUUUAUUCACUGGAUCUCUUUAUGUAUCUCCACAUCUUUUUCAGUUCAGAUUAACGGUGAGCUAUAUGGCUACUUCCAGAGUACGAGAGGGCUUCGACAAGGCUGCUCGCUAUCUCCGUACCUGUUUGUGAUUGUCAUGGAUGUUCUCUCUAAACUCUUAGACAAAGCAGCAAGUGUACAAUGA